AUGUUCAGCAAUCGCAAGUUCUCCAUCAACCGGCACACCGGUGUGCCCAAGCCGAGACGCUUCAGUGUCGGCGAGGUUGGUGGCAACGAGGUCCAGUCAAAGACUCACAGACAGUUCCGUAAUGCCCACGAAGGCCACCAACCCCACGCCGGUCUCGAUGCCAGCCGUGCCUCCACUGGUGUCGUUUGGUGUACUGAGCGUGCCUCCGAGUACGGUUUUCUCGAGGAGCCCGAUGCUUGGGCCAACUUGGGCCAGGGUGCCCCCGAAGUCGAGGAUGACAUUGCUGGCUGCUUUCCCCGUCCUACUACCAUCGAUAUCUCCAUGGCCGGUCGCGAGUAUGGUCCUACUGCCGGUAUCAGAGAACUCCGCGAGGCUGUUGCCAACCUCUACAACGUCAUGCACCGUGAGGGCAAGGACAGCAAGUACACCUGGGAGAACGUCGCGAUCGUCCCCGGUGGUCGCGCCGGUCUGAUUCGCAUCGCUGCCGUUCUUGGAAACUCUUACCUCUCUUUUUUCUUGCCCGAUUACACGGCGUACAACGAGAUGUUGUCUCUCUUCAAGAACUUCUCCGCCAUUCCUGUCCCUCUCGCCGAGGAGGACGGCUAUCACAUCCACCCCGACCGCAUCGCCGAGGAGAUCUCCCGUGGCUCCUCUGUCAUUCUGACCUCGAACCCCCGCAACCCCACCGGUCGUGUCGUUGCAAACCCUGAGCUGGCCGAGAUCCAGGACAUCUGCCGUGGCCGCGCCACCUUCGUCAGCGACGAGUUCUACUCUGGCUACAACUAUACGAGCAACUGUGACGGCAGUACCAUCUCUGCUGCCGAGAACGUUGAGGAUGUCGACGAGGACGAUGUUCUUAUCAUCGACGGCUUGACCAAGCGCUUCAGACUGCCCGGCUGGCGUGUUGCGUGGAUCCUUGGCCCCAAGGAAUACAUCAAGGCCAUUGGCUCUUGCGGUAGCUACCUCGACGGUGGUGCCAACCACCCCUUCCAGGAGGCUGCGAUCCCCAUGCUUGACCCUACUCUCGUCAAGACGGAGAUGAUCUCCCUGCAGAAGCACUUCCGGGACAAGCGUGACUACGUCGUUCGCAGACUCCGCGAAAUGGGAUUCAUCAUCAAAUACGUCCCUGACUCCACUUUCUACCUCUGGCUCAACCUUGAGGGUCUCCCUGAGGCCAUUGCCGACGGUCUCAACUUCUUCCAGGCCUGUCUUGAGGAGAAGGUCAUCGUCGUGCCUGGUAUCUUCUUCGACCUGAACCCCUCCAGACGUCGUGAUCUCUUCGACAGCCCCUGCCACCACUUCGUCCGUUUCUCCUACGGCCCCAAGAUGGAGACCCUGAAGAAGGGAUGCGACGGUAUCGAGCGUGUCGUCAACAAGUUCCGCAAGUCAUCCGACUAG
This is a messenger RNA of Colletotrichum acutatum, 1398 nucleotides long. Its product is annotated as aminotransferase class I and II. Bases 1 to 1398 code for a protein of 465 amino acids. Gene Ontology annotation, molecular function: pyridoxal phosphate binding. The record is from RefSeq and is a predicted model, not a curated record. NCBI's taxonomy places the organism in Eukaryota, Fungi, Ascomycota, Sordariomycetes, Glomerellales, Glomerellaceae. The transcript is spliced from 7 exons. Gene Ontology annotation, biological process: biosynthetic process.